AUGGCUUUGAAAUGGGCCACACCGAGUUGGCACUUGACGAAUCCUCAGCAAGCAACUGCCAGUGGCCCUCAGCAGGAGUGGCGCGGCUGUGAGCCGCAGCAGCACCGGCAGGAGCUUGGGCUGCGGGGGUUGGAGGGGGUGGUGGCGAAGGUGGUGGCCUCCGAUGGGCACAACUGGCUCAAGUACGGCCAGAAAAGAUUGAACCAGUCCAGUGCCACCAGGUGCUACUACAAGUGCAGUCUUGCCAAGGCCAUCCCUCGCUGCCCUGCCAAGAAGACUGUCGACAUCAACAGCCCCGACUCUAUCCACGUCACUUACAAAUGCCGACUCCACAACCACCCAGGAGCUCCAACUCGGCGUACGCCCUACUACCCUAGCGCCCCUGUUGCUAACCUCCCUGGUGACCACCAUAUCAACCUUCCGGCUUCACAUGGCGCGGUUGGCUCCGCCGCAGCACCUGAGGCCAUUCAACUUGCUGCUUCUUGUGGCGACCUGGAGGCCCUCGUGCAAGCCGUACAGCAUGGGAGCGUGGGAGUGACUUGUGACGGAUGCGCUGCUGUGGCUAAUGGUUGUGCUCCUGUGGCCGAUGGCGCUGCUGCAUCGCAUGCCCGUGGAAGUUUUACCCACUGGGCAGCACCGACUGACGGCUGUGCUCCUGCGGCUGACGGCUGUGCUGCAUCCCACGCGUCUGGGAGCUUGAAGCAGAGGGAUAUACCAAUGAAGCUUGUUGUGGGUGCUGCUGGGGCUGAUGGCGCUCCUCUGGCUGACGGUCGGGGAUGGGCCGUCGCUGUGGCAACAACAGCAGGAGCAGGAGGAGCAGCAGCAGGAGGAGCAGCCCCAACAGCAGCAGCAGCAGCAGCAGCAGCAGCAGCAGCAGCAGCAGCAGCAGCAGCAGCAGCCCCAACAGCAGCAGCAGCCCCAACAGCAGCAGCAGCAGCAGCAGCAGCAGCAGCAGCAGCAGCAGCAGCAGCAGCAGCAGCAGCAGCAGCAGCAGCAGCAGCAGCAGCAGCAGCAGCAGCAGCAGCAGCAGCAGCAGCAGCAGCAGCAGCAGCAGCAGCAGCAGCAGCAGCAGCAGCAGCAGCAGCAGCAGCAGCAGCAGCAGCAGCAGCAGCAGCAGCAGCAGCAGCAGCAGCAGCAGCAGCAGCAGCAGCAGCAGCAGCAGCAGCAGCAACAGCAGCUGCUACAGCAGGAACAACCGCCAUCGAUGCACCAGCAACUGCAACCCAAUCAGCAGCAACAUCAAGAACAGCAACAUCCAUCGUGGAACUUGACGGCUUUGCUGCUGUCGUUUGCGGAUUCUAUCACAGAGCGCCCUGCCCAAGACAUUCUAGAGACCAUAUCUGCUGCUAUGCCUGGUGCUCUCUCCAGCCCAAGAGUCCCUGCCUCACAAUUUCUCACAGGAAGCCCCUUGCAAGUAACCGUGCCUCAUGGGUUCAAAAGGAAGAGAAGACUGAGGAGGUGUAUGCCAUGGGUGCAGCUUGGGGUGAGCCUACUCUCUCCGCCUACAACAGCAUCUGUGCCUGCGCAACCACCUCUGCCCAUGACUGCACAUGUGCGCAUAGAGAGCGUGAAGCGCCUGCAGAGCCACGUGCCUUGAGAAAUCAUGUGCAGACCACCAUCGUAGAGCCGCCCGCCCUCGUUCUGCAGCCCACCAUCAUUGAGCCGCCGCCCACCCUCGUUGAACCGCCCACCAUCAAUGAGCCUCCCACCAUCAUUGAACCGCCCACCAGCAUUGUGCGAUCAGCCGCAGAGCCCUGCGAGGUGGAAGAUCCAACAACAUCCACAACUCCCAUCACACCCAGGGCCAGCAGCACCAAUUCUGACAGGCCACCCAGCACCUUCUGCACACACCGCAACAAGGCCUGCAGCACCGCCAAGCAGGUGGUGGCUGCAUCUUUGAUCCCGGCAGAGGUGUUUUCGUUCCUUGGAGGAACCAGCACUAUUCGUGUUUCAGACUUUGCACCAGCAAGCAUGCGAAAAGACCUCCAGUCGUGGCUUGAUGAUGCCGUUCAGGAGGACAGGUUAUUCGAGAUUGAGUCCCUUCCCCAUGCCAAUCCCUAUUCUUAUACCUGUGCUUAUCCCAACUCCAUCCACAUUACUACUUCCGUCUACGUGCCCAUCCCAACUCGCAUCCCGCAUCCCUAG
Closterium sp. NIES-65 is the source of this 2145-nucleotide messenger RNA. NCBI's taxonomy places the organism in Eukaryota, Viridiplantae, Streptophyta, Zygnematophyceae, Desmidiales, Closteriaceae. The record is from the annotation of a GenBank genome assembly.